Cynocephalus volans (Philippine flying lemur) is the source of this 748-nucleotide messenger RNA. RefSeq names its product refilin B (gene RFLNB). Gene Ontology annotation, cellular component: actin filament bundle. The record is from RefSeq and is a predicted model, not a curated record. The coding region runs from base 1 to 660 and encodes 219 amino acids. NCBI's taxonomy places the organism in Eukaryota, Metazoa, Chordata, Mammalia, Dermoptera, Cynocephalidae. Gene Ontology annotation, molecular function: filamin binding. The transcript has 3 exons. Gene Ontology annotation, biological process: skeletal system morphogenesis; negative regulation of chondrocyte development; negative regulation of bone mineralization involved in bone maturation.
AUGGUGGGCCGGCUGAGCCUGCAGGAUGUGCCCGAGCUCGUGGACACGAAGAAGAAGGGCGACGGCGUCCUGGACAGCCCGGACUCGGGGCUGCCCCCCAGCCCCAGCCCCAGCCACUGGGGGCUCGCGGCGGCCGGGGGCGGCGGCGGCGGCGGCGGGGAACGCGCGCCCGCACCCGGGGUGCUGGAGCCCGACGCGGCGGCGACCCCCGCGGCCCCGAAUCCGUCAUCUCUCCCCAGUGCCCCGCCCUCUGGCUGCUCCCCAAGGUUAUGCCCCCUGUCCUUUGGCGAAGGAGUGGAGUUUGACCCCUUACCACCGAAGGAAGUAAGGUACACUUCCUCGGUCAAGUAUGACUCAGAGCGGCACUUCAUCGAUGACGUGCAGCUGCCCCUGGGCCUGGCAGUGGCCUCCUGCAGCCAGACAGUCACCUGCAUCCCCAAUUGCACAUGGCGCAACUAUAAGGCUGAGGUGCGCUUUGAGCCCCGCCACAAGCCCACACGCUUCCUCAGCACCACCAUCAUCUACCCCAAGUACCCCAAGACCAUCUACACCACCACCCUGGAUUACAACUGCCGCAAGACGUUGAGGAGGUUUCUGUCCAGCGUGGAGCUGGAAGCCACAGAGUUCCUGGGCAGCGGUUACCUCUCUGAUGAAUGCUGACUCGAGCAGGCUGGGUUGGGGCUGGACCAGCUCUUCCACUGCCCUGGGCGACCCUGGUCACUUCAGGCAACGCUGGCCCUGCAUGUCA